UUCAUCCCCUUAGAACCGUAGAGUAGUUAAAGGAUCAUGCGUAGAUGCGGUAAUCUUUGAAUCACAAUGUACUCUUACUUGCACACAUAGGACGAGAAUCAAUAGCAUUGUAGGUAAAAGUAUACAAUGAACAAUUAUAUAUGUGGAAAUACGCAUAAAAAUGGUAGAUAUUGAUUUAUAUCAGUCAAACAUAAAUAUGUCAUCUGCUUUUAUUGUUUUAACCCAUCAUUAUGCUGCGUUCACGUCCAUAUGUUUAUCCGUAAACAUAUAACACUACGAAUAUAUAUAAUUUUUCAGGUAUAAUAUUCCCUUUUCAGUGUGUAAUAGAUAAAAUAUAUUUUUAUAUGCUGUGUAUAUCUUUAUUGCACACUUAAUAAAAGUGUAUAAAAGAAAUAAUGUAAAAAAAAAGGAUUAUAAAUUCAAUAUGUUUGGAGCUUAAACUGAAAAUGGAUGUUCAUAAUAUUGGAAUUGUAGCUGUUUUGGGAAUAAUUGGGGCUGCGACAGGAGCUACUUCGGCAGUACUUGUUUAUUUAACUUGUAUCAGACACAGACGAUCUCUUAACUGGUUUGAAAAGGAUUUAUUGAAUAGAGCCGAAGAAGCAACCCAAUUAUCGAAGGAUGUGUUUAUUGGCUUAGGAUCUAAUGUUUCUCUAAAUUAUGAAAACAAAGAAAAUGAAAUUCAUUCUGAUGAUGAAGAAUGGAAAUCAAAUUAUGUACUUGAUAUGCUUGAUAGUAUUACAAAAGAUUCACCCAAAAGAGUUCUACAGUAUCUAUCAGAAUCUGAAGAUGUUUCAUCGCCUAUUAGCACUUUUGCACCACCAUUACCAGAAGGAACAGUGGCUGCUUCUGAAAAGCGUAUGAUUAUUGUCAAAUCAUCAAAAAAUACAAAUAAUUCAUGUUCAAGGCUUGAUAGUAGUGAAAAUGAAAUGUCUUCCCACAAGCUAUCCUCUUCUACAUCAACAUCAUCAUCCGAUGAAGCCAGAGGUGAAUUAGAAUUUGGUUUAAUUUAUGAUGCAAGUGCUGGUAUUCUUACUGUUAGACUUAUCGAGGCAUAUGAUCUACAUCCUCGAGAACUAAGUGGCAGUGCAGAUCCUUACGCAAAAGUUCGUUUGUUACCUGAUUGGAACAAUAUAUGGCAAACAAGAAUACAUAGACGAACCCUAAAACCUGUAUUCGAUGAGGAUUUUGUGUUUGAAAUUAUACCAGAUUCAACGUUAGUUGAAAAGACGUUGGAUAUUUUACUUUACGACUUUGAUGCCUUCUCUAGGCAUCACUGUUUGGGUUAUGUACGACUUCCUUUAUCUUCAGUAAUUGAUCUCUUGGAUACAACUCUUACAGUUAUAAGAAAACCAAUUCUUCAAUAUGGUAUUGAUAACGAAUUGAAAAUACCAUCUCUAGGAGAAUUAAUGGUGUCUCUCUCGUAUCAACCAGCUGUAGAAAGAUUAACAGUUAUUGUUGUCAGAGCAAAAAAUUUACCUAGUCUUAAUGACUCAACAAAUGCAAACCUUUAUGUAAAAGUGAAGAUAAUUCAUGAUGGUAAAAGUAUUAAGAAAAAGAAAUCUAACAUACAACGUGAAACACUUAGUCCUGUAUGGAACGAUAUUUUAAGCUUUGAUAUUGACAAUAAUACAUUGUCCAAAUGCAUACUUGAAUUUAUUAUUUUACGAGCAAAUGGCGAGCUGUUGGCUAAGUGCGAAGUAUCCGACAAGUACCAAAAGGAGCUAUUUUAUCGUGUAUUAUCAGGAAAAGGUGCUUCUGCACAAUGGUUACCACUUACUGAACCAGAAAUCUGUUAUAGUGAUUUUAUUGAACAGAAAUAUUAAUAAUUUUCAAACAAACCGUCCUUCUUAAAUAUAAGUUUAAUUAUAUACCUCAACCACUUUAUUUAAUAAGUACAUAUAUUUAUGUACGAUACAAAUUUAUUUGGAAAGUUUCUAUCUGAUCGUAAAGCACAAACAUUAUUAAUUAUAUGCACAAUUCAGUGUAAGUUUUAUUUAACCACAAAGGUCAAGAAUUAUGACUACUAACAUAAACUUUUUUUUCUAUUAAAUUUAAAAUAAAAAUAUACAGAUACGUGACACAUUUUCGUGUUAAAACACCUUAUUUACAAAGAUAUACAAAAUAAAUUGCUUGAUUAUAUAAUUAUGUAAUCAGUAAGCCUUAAUUAUUCAAAUUACGCUAUCCAAACUAAAAAGAAUUGAAAAAUAAAAUCUGCAUAACAUUCAAGUGCUUAAAUUCUCUUUUUGAAAAUUAUAUAUUCUGAUAUUAAGCACCUACAAGAAUAAUAGUGUAUUAACUAAGUACUGCGGAUUCUUUAUUUUGAGACACUUAUUAAAGUAAUGCCGUUAUGAUUUUUUUUUACAAUUAAAAUAAUCAUUAUUUUCAACAAACUCUUCCCAUUUCUUCAACAACAGAUGGAUGAAAAAUACAAGUUUCCUGAAGACGAAUUAAUUACAGUCUUAACUUCAUACUUGAUAAAAAUUUUUUAAGUCUGUAUCUUCAAACAGUGUUCCUAUUUUAAUUUAGAUAUAGUUUCGGUGAUAGUUGUAAUGAUCUAAUCUACUAUUACCAUGUCAUACGAUAAUUUUCAAUCGUUUUGUUUACUGACAUUUUGUUCAUUAAUUCUUCAAUUUAAAUCAAUCAAAGUUUUUACAAUUUCCGUCUUAUCAUAUAUGUAUGUGUAAAUACUGGUAGUAAAGAAUUAUAAUUAUUGAGUCAAUAUAUAAUUUAUGUAGUACAGAAUACUCAUUUGUAAAAAAUACAUUUUACAAUUUCAAACUAUGUUAUGAAUGUAACUAUAAUUUAUGAAUAGAAUUUAAUUGAUAGAGCAGAAGUUAUUAUUAUACACUAUUUAAAAAUUGAAAUAAAUAUUUUAUAUAAAGUUAAAAAUGCAAAAACUUAAAUGAGUGAAGUAUACAAUGUUUACGAUUAAAUUGCAGUAAUAAUAAAAUAUACUAAAACUCCAUAAAUGUACAUAAAUAAACAUCUCUAUUAAACAAUUAUAGAAGUGUAGUAUAUUAAUAUUAGAUUUAUGAAACUCAGUUUAACAGAUUUCAGACUCCAAUAAUAUUGAUUAACAAUUUAUGUAAUUAUAAAUAUAAUAUUAGGUUGUUGAGUAAAUUCUAUCUGCCUUCUCGUUCAUAUAAAUAAUCUGUCCCUCUUAUUGCUUCUAUGAAUCUAUAAUAUAAACAGUUUUAUUAGGGCCUGAGGAAAACUGGUCUAAGAUAUUUGCGUUAAUUUUUAAAUCUGAAAUUUACAAUUCAAAUAUUUUAAGACAUCUCCACGCUAACGCAAGAGUACAUGUGGCUAUGGCAACACAAAAAAAAUAUCGUAAUUAAAAUGGUAACUUAUUCCACACCCACCAUAUUCCCCAGAUCUGACACCAACAAAUUUUCUUCUCUUCCGAACCUUUCAAUAUAAAUUAACCUUAUUAUCCUCAUAACAAUAAAUUUUCAAAUUUUUAUAAAAAAUGAAUAGCCCAACUACCAUAGAGAUGGGAAAUUGUCAUAAAUAGUGAUGAAAAAUAUAUGAUUAGAGGUAAGCACAAGAUGUUUCCAAAAAUUUAUAGACGAUAUUGAAAUGAACAGAAAUUAUGCAGCACUCUAAUAGCAUACCUAUUUUUUUAUUAAACAAUGUACAAUUUAAACUUAUGAAUCUAGUGUAAAGAUAAAGAAGUAUUUCCUCUACUGUCAAUGUCUAUUUUUAUUAUUAUUACUUAAGCAUAAUUUAAAAGCUCAUUUAUAAUUCUUCAACAAUGAUUUUCUUUCUAUGAAAGAAAAAUAUAUCUAAUUUUGUUUUACUAAGUAGCAAAAAAGAUUGUAUGGCUUAUUU
Nomia melanderi (Alkali bee) is the source of this 3831-nucleotide messenger RNA. RefSeq names its product synaptotagmin-2. Gene Ontology annotation, biological process: calcium ion-regulated exocytosis of neurotransmitter; synaptic vesicle endocytosis. Lineage: Eukaryota; Metazoa; Arthropoda; Insecta; Hymenoptera; Halictidae. The record is from RefSeq and is a predicted model, not a curated record. Gene Ontology annotation, cellular component: exocytic vesicle; plasma membrane; axon. Gene Ontology annotation, molecular function: phosphatidylserine binding; calcium ion binding; SNARE binding.